Arctia plantaginis is the source of this 429-nucleotide messenger RNA. Lineage: Eukaryota; Metazoa; Arthropoda; Insecta; Lepidoptera; Erebidae. The record is from the annotation of a GenBank genome assembly.
AUGAAGGUCGGCAUUCAUGCAGCAGGUGCUUGCGAAGGCUCUCUGGGUGCUGCCUCUCUAGGGGCAAACCGCGACGCUCCUGUGCCACGUAUGACGUCCAGUGUACGAUCUGAUGAGCGACCCCUCGCCACGCAAGGGGAUAUGCUUAAUAGCAUCAAGUUCGAAAGAAGAUUCCGCGAAGCUAUGCUAUCGGAAAGACCUGUUUUUGAGAAAAACUGGAAGCCUGGCGUAAAUAAUGUUAGCUCUAGGACGAGCAAAGUGAACACGAAUUUGAACAUGAAAACGGAUAAUGUGAACAAACCUCAAGCAACGAGCCCAAACCCAGUUUCCAGCAGCAGAGACGACAGGUCGCGGACACGAAGUUUCUUCAGUCCAUCACGUCCCAUGUCGCCGAAGGGGCGACGGAACACGCAGACCUCUAGUUAUUGA